This is a messenger RNA of Centropristis striata (black sea bass), 3553 nucleotides long. It is a transcript of the gene fgf1a, whose product is annotated as fibroblast growth factor 1a. NCBI's taxonomy places the organism in Eukaryota, Metazoa, Chordata, Actinopteri, Perciformes, Serranidae. The record is from RefSeq and is a predicted model, not a curated record. Gene Ontology annotation, biological process: regulation of cell migration; positive regulation of gene expression; positive regulation of cell population proliferation. The coding region runs from base 145 to 615 and encodes 156 amino acids. Gene Ontology annotation, cellular component: cytoplasm. The transcript has 3 exons. Gene Ontology annotation, molecular function: fibroblast growth factor receptor binding; growth factor activity.
UGAUCUCUGCGCUCGUUCAUGAGCAUGUAAACACCUGACCACUGCAGGGCACUGAUCCCGCUGAUUUUCCUCACAGAAAACCAAACUCCCGUAAAAAAAAAAAAACUCGCAGCUGAUUGUACAACUGUGUUUCCUCUGAGCAGGAUGGCGGAUGAGGAGCUGUUUGUCUCAGAGGAGCAGGCGGAGCAGCGCGGCCCGCUGCGGGACUUCAGGCGACUGACUCGGCUGUACUGCAUGAAUGGCGGACAUCACCUCCAGAUCCUCCCCGAUGGGACGGUGCAGGGCCAGAGGGAUGAAGAGGACGUUCACACUGUUUUGAAGCUCAAAGCUGUGGACAGAGGUGUCGUGGUCAUCCAGGGAACAGAAGCAGGGCGAUAUUUGGCCAUGAGCGACGAGGGGCGAUUGUACAGUUCACCUACAGUGACAGAUGAAUGUAACUUCCUGGAGAAGUUGGAGGAGAAUCACUACAACACGUACAUGCCUCAGAAAUAUCAGGAGAGGAACUGGUACGUAGCACUGAAAAAGAACGGAAAACCUAAACCGGGUCCAAGAACUCACAUCGGACAGAAGGCCAUCUUCUUUCUGCCCCGACAGCUGAGCGACCCCGCGGAAUGAAGACACGAUACACUGUUUCUUCUAACACACCAGUUUAGUUUAUGAACUGGUGGAUGAGGUUCUGGCUCGGUGAAGAUAAAAAAGUAGGCGGGGUGCAAAGUGUUUUAAUGUGUAUCUAAAGCAUAAAUAUUAGGGCAAAGACCAGCUUGUAUCAGAGCUGAAACACUGUGCAUGUCAUCAUCUCUCUGUCCACUAACACAACAUCCAGUUUUAUUUGGUCGCAGGUCUUCUUACUGCAAAACAACAAAACAAUAUCAUUAAGUGAGGAUCAAGCAGCACUGUGUUACUGAUUUACUCUGAAUAAGUGGAUAUUAGACUGACUGAGUGAUGAGAAGAAAAUAUUCUAUAAUGUACACGACCACUCAAAAGUUUGGGGUCACUUAGACAAUGUCUGUUGUUUUCCAUAAAAAACUAACGUUUUAUUCAUGAAAUUAGUUUAAAAUUGAAUCGAAAAUAUAGUAAAGACAUUGAUAAGGAUAGAAAUAAUAAUUUUAACCUCUACAAAUCUCCAACUUUACCUCUAGAUACUCAACUAGCCUGAGGAAGGAUCAUUUUAUUGCUUCUCAGAUCAGCGCAAAACUUCUGUGUUAACAUCUUGCUCAGGUGUUUUAAUGAUCAAUCAGUCUUUCAACAUGAUAAAUGUGGAUUAAAAAAUGUGCCACUGGAACACAGGAGUGAUGGUAGCUGACAAUAUGAUAGAUAUUUCAUAAGAAAAGCCGUUUCCAGCUUUAAUAGUCAUUUACCACAUUAACAGACUGUAUGUCUAUUAAUUUAAUUUUAAAAAGUUGAAAAUAAGGACAUUUUAAGUGUCCCCAAACUUUUGAGAGGUAGUGUAUAUUAUUUUAAUAUUUAAAAAAAUAGUAUAGUAUUAUUGUAAGACUGGGUGACAUCACAGUAUAUCAAAAAUAUAUAAAAUGUCUAUAUGUCUAUAUUUAUUUUUCUAUAUAGCUUCUAUGUCAGUAACCAAACUGCUUUACAGCAAUAUUAACAUCAUUUGUAUAACUCUUUAUGAUUUGAUCCUUCUGGGAGGUUGCAUUUAUGGAGUAUACAAAACUAGGCUUUAAUAUGGUUAUUUCAUGUACUCUAUAUUUAUUGAAUAACCAGAAUACAUGCUAGAUCAUGAUAUACAUUAUUUUAGCUAUAUUGCCUUGCCCUAAUAAGGUAGAACAUUUUUAGUUACAUAAAUUGUUAAUUAUGUUAAAAAUUGUCUCCCGAGGCAGAAACGGGCAACUCAUGUUUCAUUAAAACGUCCCAUUUCCUCACUGCACUUACUUGAAUGAAAAAUUACAUCAUGGAUGGAAAAUGUUGGUGUGCUCUGAAUCAUUUUGUUUGGAACUUUUAUUUAAUGUAAUCUUGCAUUUGGUAGAUUAGAAGAGAAAAUGUCAAUUAACAGCUUUAAAACAGCCAUUGAACCACUGGUUCUUCUCUGUAUAUCAGUGGUUUUCCUUAAUACGCUCCCUGAUCAGAUAAACUCAAGCACCCCUUCAUCAACACCACACAUCAGGUUCAUAAUGUGUUCAUUUCAAUUUAUCAUUAACUGGGUAUUAUUUACCACUAUUCUCAAUGUUUAUUCAUACUGUUUUACAUACAUCCAAUUCAGUAAAACUGUAAUUUGGUCAAGUUUGCAUUUGUACUACCAGUGGCAGAAGCUGAACAUUUAGCUCUUUCAACUAUUUAACCAUUACUUUUAGCUAACUAUUGCAAUAUUCAUCACUUUAUUAAAAUAGGCAACAUUUGAACUGUAUUUUAAUUAUUUUUAAUUGUGUUUCGAUCUCUCUGCUCAUCUGCUGAAUUAUUUUUUUGCUAGUGGUGGAAUGGAAAGUAUAUUUAUUCAAGUACUUAAGUACAAAUUUACUGUUACAUGUACUUUACUUGCAUAUUUCUAUUUCAUGUAACUUUAUGCUUCUACUCAACUACAUUUUGAGGCAAAUAUUGUACUUUUAAUCCACUAUAUCUAGCUGCCAGCAUUAUCUACUUUUCAGGUCAAGAUUCAUCAUAAAAAAACAUGAUAAAUGUAAAGUGAUAAGACUUUUUAAAAUUAUUUUUUUUAGUUAUAGCUCAUAACAGGGUAUUAAGUAGUUAAAAUGAUCCCUAUCCGGACAACUGUCAAAUGCUGCUCACAUAAAUGCAUCAAAAAUAAUAAUCCAAUAAUAUUUUUAUAAUAUGUAUAAGUGGGAUCAUUCUGCAUAACAAAUACUUUUACUUUUGAUACUUUAAGAACAUUUUAAUGCUGAUACUUUUGUAUUUUUAUUUAGGAAAGUUUUGAAUGCAGGACAUACUACUUACUUUACUUUAAGGAGUAAUUUCACUGGGUGGUAUUAGUACUUUUACUAAAGUAAGGGAUCUGAACACUUUUCCACCACUGCUUUUUACACACUCUCAAGUGCAACAUAUUAAAGUUACAAGUGACUCAAUAUAUUUACAAUAUAUAUUUGUUAUUCUACUUUUAAUCAAGUAGUUUUUUUUUGUUGUUUCAAAUUAAUUUAGCUGCACCACAAUAUUGCCACAUGCCCCCUGGUAACUGCAGAAGUUAACCCUAGAGUACAAGUUCUCCUGGUUGGGAAUCUCUGGUGUAAAAAGGUGUUAUAAGAGUUAACAGUUACAGUUUUCUGCCACUUAGUGCCAUCAAUGUGUGAAAUCACCCAGAGCACCAUUAAACAGGCAUAAACGCUGUCAUUCUGUUGCAACACAUUUGAACUUUCAUGCCUUUUUUUUUUACCACCAUAACACUGACCUGUAAAUAAUACAUAACCUUGUAUAUAACACAAUCCAGACGACUCAAAAAGAUGCAUUAAAAGUGACAUUUAUUUAACACUAAACUUUUUCUGUACAGUUUCAUAACAACAAAACCCCAAGGCUGCAGCUCUACAUCACAUAGAAAGAAGCGUAAUGGGUCUGUAUCAAAGCCAUGGCAGAAGUUUGAAGUGAACUGAUUUUA